This is a messenger RNA of Lontra canadensis (Northern American river otter), 3083 nucleotides long. RefSeq names its product kinesin family member 19 (gene KIF19). Gene Ontology annotation, molecular function: microtubule binding; ATP binding; microtubule motor activity. Lineage: Eukaryota; Metazoa; Chordata; Mammalia; Carnivora; Mustelidae. The coding region runs from base 1 to 3003 and encodes 1000 amino acids. The transcript has 20 exons. The record is from RefSeq and is a predicted model, not a curated record. Gene Ontology annotation, biological process: microtubule-based movement.
AUGAAGGACAGCGGGGACUCCAAGGACCAGCAGCUCAUGGUGGCACUCCGGGUCCGGCCCAUCAGCGUGGCAGAGCUGGAGGAAGGAGCCACCCUCAUAGCCCAUAAAGUGGACGAGCAGAUGGUGGUUCUCAUGGACCCGAUGGAGGACCCCGAUGAUGUCCUGCGGGCACACCGUUCCCGAGAGAAGUCCUACCUGUUUGACGUGGCCUUUGACUUCACUGCCACCCAGGAGACGGUCUAUCAGGCCACUACCAAGAGCCUCAUCGACGGUGUCAUCUCCGGCUACAAUGCCACUGUCUUUGCUUAUGGCCCCACAGGCUGUGGGAAAACCUACACCAUGCUGGGCACAGACCAUGAGCCUGGCAUCUACGUUCGGACCCUCAAUGACCUCUUCCGUGCCAUUGAGGAGACCAGCAACGACAUGGAGUAUGAGGUGUCCAUGUCCUACCUGGAGAUCUACAAUGAGAUGAUCCGGGACCUGCUGAACCCUGCCCUGGGGUACCUAGAGCUGAGGGAGGACUCCAAAGGGGUGAUCCAGGUGGCUGGAAUCACCGAGGUCUCCACCAUCAACGCCAAAGAGAUCAUGCAGCUGCUGAUGAAGGGCAACCGGCAGAGGACCCAGGAGCCCACGGCUGCCAACCGGACGUCCUCCCGCUCCCACGCUGUGCUCCAGGUGGCCGUGCGCCAGCGCAGCCGGGUCAAGGACAUCCUGCAGGAGGUGCGGCAGGGCCGCCUGUUCAUGAUCGACCUGGCUGGCUCUGAGCGCGCCUCCCAGACGCAGAACCGCGGGCAGCGCAUGAAGGAGGGCGCCCACAUCAACCGCUCCCUGCUGGCCCUGGGCAACUGCAUCAACGCGCUGAGCGACAAGAGCAGCAACAAGUACAUCAACUACCGCGACAGCAAGCUCACCCGGCUGCUGAAGGACUCCCUGGGCGGGAACAGCCGCACCGUGAUGAUCGCCCACAUCAGCCCCGCCAGCAGCGCCUUUGAGGAGUCCCGGAAUACCCUGACCUAUGCCGGCCGGGCCAAGAACAUCAAGACCAGGGUGAAGCAGAACCUGCUCAACGUCUCCUACCACAUCGCCCAGUACACCAGCAUCAUCGCGGACCUGCGGGGCGAGAUCCAGAGGCUCAAGUGCAAGAUCGAUGAGCAGGGUGGGCGGGGCCAUGCCCAGGGCCGGCCGGAGCCGGGUGACAUCCGCCACAUCCAAGCCGAGGUCCAACUGCACAGUGGGCAGGGUGAGCAGGCCAAGAUGGGACAGCUGCGGGAGCAGCUUCUCAGCGCUUUCCAGGAGCAGAUGGAUGUGCGGAGACGCCUGCUGGAGCUGGAGAAUCACGCCAUGGAGGUCCAGAUCGACACCUCCCGCCACCUGCUCACUAUUGCCGGCUGGGAGCACGAGAAGUCCCGCAGGGUGCUCAAAUGGCGGGAGGAGCAGCGGAAGGAAUCCUACACCAAGGAUGACAGCGAGAAGGACUCCGACACGGGCGAUGACCAGCCGGACACCCUGGAGCCCCCAGAGGUGGCCUCAGCCCGGGAGAGCAUUGCCGCCCUGGUCGGGGAGCAGAAGCAGCUGCGGAAGCAGAAGCUGGCGCUUGAGCAGCGCUGCCGGGAGCUGCGCCUGCGCGGCCGGCGCCUGGAGGAGACGCUGCCGCGGCGCAUCGGCUCCGAGGAGCAGCGCGAGGUGCUCAGCCUGCUAUGCCGCGUGCACGAGCUCGAGGUGGAGAACACGGAAAUGCAGUCGCACGCGCUGCUCCGGGACGGCGCGCUCCGCCACCGCCGCGAGGCCGUGCGCCGCCUGGAGCAGCACCGCAGCCUCUGCGACGAGAUCAUCCAAGGCCAGCGGCAGAUCAUCGAGGACUACAACCUGGCCGUCCCGCAGCACCUGGAGGAGCUGUACGAGGUGUACCUCCGGGAGCUGGAGGAGGGCGGCCUGGAGCGGGCCACCAUCAUGGACCGGGUGGCCUCCAGGGCCCUGCAGGACAGUUCCUUGCCCAAAAUUACCCCGGCAGGAACCGCGCUGACACCGGAGUCUGACCCAGAGAGUGUGAAGACUCUCAGUUCUGAGGUUCAGCGCCUGCAGACCGGCAUCCUCCCACCGCUUGGGACAGACAGUGAAGCCAACCGCGUGUUCAAAGCCAGUCCCCGGGCCUGGCAGGUGAAGAGCUCCUCUGUGCCCACCCCGCCCCCCAUCCAGAUCGGUGGUCUGGUGACCCAGGAGGCCCCCACUCAGGACAGCCUGGUCAGCCCGAGCAGCCGUAUCAACUCUUCCCCCGACAGCAGUGAGAAUCUGUCAGAGAUCCCCUUGUCCUGCAAAGAGAGGAAGGAGAUCCUGACCAGUACCAAGUACAUCUCCGUGAAGGCUGCUCGGCGGCGCUCUCGGGCUUUGGGCCCCGAGGGGCGCCACCUGCUGGCACCUGCCGGGGAGCGCAGGAGCCUGUCCCCACACUUGCCCAGCGAGGCUGAGUCGCAGCCGCCUGGCCCUCUGGCCUGCAAGCGGCCGCCCAGCCCCACGCUGCAGCACGCUGCCAGUGAGGACAACCUGUCAAGCAGCACAGGCGAGGCCCCAUCCCAGGCAGUCGGGCACAGUGGCGAUGGCACCGGGCCCUGGAUGCGUGGCCAGAAGAAAAGCCCGGGCAAGAAACGGGAGGAGUCACUAGAGGCCAAGAGGAGGAAGCGGCGGUCCCGGUCCUUUGAGGUCACGGGGCAAGGGCUCUCCCGCUCCAAGACACACCUCCUGGGGUCCCGUCCCACAGAGAGCAUCUCGGACCAUAGGGUGCCAGCGUGCGGACACCCAGCACCUGGUAUACGGCAUCCGGGGAAGGUCAUGCUGCCUUUGGCCAAGGUCAAACUCCCUCCAAGCCAGAGCACAGGUCCUGGGGACUCCUCACUCCUCACUGUUCCCUCCAACACAGCUGGCAUUUCCCGACGGGCUGCCCGGGGCCCCCGCCUGGCUCUCGGCACAAGCACCCAGGGCAAAGACGGAUGUUUCCGGCAUACCUGAGGGGUAUGGAACAGCCCUCCUGCCCCCAAGACUGGAUGGGGUGGAGCCGAAAAUGGGAGAUGGCGGCUGGGUAGAUGGGG